ACUUUUUCAUCACAAUGGAUUCAAAUAUCUCUGAAUUCGACUCCCAGGAGCAAGCACCCAAUGAAGCACUUCCUUUUCUCCACGCUUCCAAAUUAACCCAUAAAACCCUAUUCGUAUCAUCCAAAUUCAUUUGGCCAAAAGGGGAUCUAGUAGAAGCUUAUGGAAAGCUAAGUGAACCAUAUGUGGAUCUUGAGGGCUUCCUCAAGGGCGAUAAAAAGGCAACCCUUGAAGCUUCCAAGCUCGUGAGGAAAGCCUGCUUGGAACAUGGCUUCUUCCAAGUUACCAACCAUGGCGUCGAUCAAAAUCUCUUGGCCACUGCCCUCCACGAAAUGGGACCUAUUUUUAACCUUCCUUUUAACGUUAAGACGAGGGCCUCUCAAUCCCACCCUGCAAAAAUGUGGGGCUUUUCCACUGCUCAUUCAAAUCGCUUUUCCUCAAAGCUGCCAUGGAAGGAAACUUUCUCCUUUGGGUUUGACCAUUGCAAUAGCUUCAAUAAUGAACCAUCUGUUGUUGAUUUCUUCUCUUCCACCCUGGGCAAGGAAUUUAAAGAAAUUGGGGUUAUAUAUGAAAAGUACUGCGAAGCAAUGAGGGACCUUUCUCUAGCAUUAACCGAGCUCCUGGGAAUAAGCUUGGGAUUGGAGAGAUCGCAUUUUCGCAUGUUUUUCGAAGAUGGAAGCUCCAUAAUGCGAUUGAACAGCUACCCAAUUUGCGAACAAGGCGGCGUGGCCCUCGGCACUGGGCCUCAUUGCGAUCCAACAGCUUUGACCAUCCUCCACCAGGACCAGGUCGGUGGGCUCGAAGUCUUUGCCAACAACCUAUGGCACUCCGUUCCUCCCUCUCCUAACGCACUCGUUGUUAACAUUGGUGACCUUCUCAUGGCACAGUGUAAUGGAGAAUACAAAAGCUGCGUGCAUAGGGCGGUGGUGAACAAGCACAAGGAGAGGAGGUCAUUGGCAUUCUUCCUUUGUCCAAGGAAAGACAAGGUAGUGAGGCCGCCGGAGAAACUCAUCUCCGACGACGAGUCCAGAAAGUAUCCGGAUUUUUCGUGGUCUGAGCUGCUUGAAUUCACACAAAAACACUACAGAGCCGAUGCAGCAACGCUUCAAAACUUCACCAAAUGGGUCGUGUCCUCGAGACCAUGGGGUCUUUAGUGGCUAUGGAUUCUUCAUUUUAUUCGUCGGCUAAUGAUAGCUUUUAUCAGUUGUUUUUUUUGUCUAAGUGUGAAGUUUGGAUUAGUAAUAAUUGGUUUAACUAUAUUUUGAACUAAUUUAAUUAAGAUUAAGAGAUCCGAAUAUAAUUGUGAGUGAAAUAGUGGAUGAUACGUUGAAUUUCUAAUUCCGUUUAAUAUUUAUAUUACUACUACUUAUAAAUCAA
This is a messenger RNA of Cucumis melo (muskmelon), 1374 nucleotides long. RefSeq names its product gibberellin 20 oxidase 2. Lineage: Eukaryota; Viridiplantae; Streptophyta; Magnoliopsida; Cucurbitales; Cucurbitaceae. The transcript has 3 exons. Gene Ontology annotation, biological process: flower development; gibberellin biosynthetic process; response to light stimulus. The record is from RefSeq and is a predicted model, not a curated record. The coding region runs from base 15 to 1151 and encodes 378 amino acids. Gene Ontology annotation, molecular function: gibberellin 20-oxidase activity.